AUGCAUUCUCCAGCCGAUCGAUAUAGCGACCUUUCUGCCAUUGAAACUGCCACUCCCACCCACGAGGACACCGAGUAUGCUGCCAUCCGCCCUUCACGGCCCACCCGCGUGCGCAGUAAUGUUGAGCUAUCUCGUAUCGAGACUCUGCGAGUGACGCAGCAGGGGACUGUUGGGUCAAGACGGCCUCCUGAACCUCCUGAGAAAUGGCUCCCAUUCGGUGGGGGCAAGUCUCAUCCUCCGCUGCUGCCGGACCCUGAUAUGUAUGUCGUCGAGUUCGACGGCGAGCACGAUCCAAUGCAUCCGCACAACUGGCCGACGCGGACAAAGAUAAUGUUGUCCGUGAUCCUCGCCUACGUUACCUUUGUCUCCUCCUUCGCCAGCGCAAUCUACUCCGCUACCGUCGGCACAACCAGCGAGGAAUUCGGGGUGAGCACUGAAGUUACAACCCUGGGAGUGACUCUAUAUGUUUUGGGAUUCGCAGCCGGGCCGACCUUCUGGGCCCCUGCAUCCGAGCUCUCCGGGCGCCGCUGGCCCAUUACAGCCGGCGUCUUCGGAUAUAGCAUUUUCACCAUCGGCACCGCCACAGCCAAAGACCUUCAGACUAUCAUGAUAACGCGCUUCUUUGCUGGUCUGUUUGCAGCAGCCCCGCUGGCGAUCGUCCCCGCGGCGUUUGCAGAUAUCUACAAUAACCGAACACGCGGCGUUGCGAUCGCGAUGUUUGCCAUGGCGGUGUUUGUUGGGCCGUUUGCGUCUCCGUUUGUCGGUGGGUUCAUAACAAUGAGCUACCUGGGCUGGCGCUGGACGAUGUAUAUUUCUGCUAUUAUGGGCUUCUUAGGUUCAGCGCUUCUUCUAUUGUUUUUCAAGGAGACCUACGCGCCAAUUGUUCUGCUUGAAAAGGCAGCGAUCCUGCGUCGGCAGACUCACAACUGGGGAAUCCAUGCGAAGCAAGCAGAAGUUGAGAUUGAUUUCAACGAGAUCAUUACCGUCAACUUCAGUAGGCCGUUUCGGAUGUUGUUUACAGAGCCGAUUGUGUUCUUGGUGACCUUAUACAUGAGCUUUAUCUACGGACUGAUGUAUGCGCUGUUAUCAGCGUACCCGAUUGUCUUCCAGCAAAUCCAUGGGAUGAACCUAGGUGUUGGUAGUUUACCCUUCAUCGGCCUUAUUAUCGGCGAGAUCCUGGCUGGAGUCUAUACGUUGCUCACGCAGCCAUCGUAUACGAAGAAGCUGGCUGCGAAUAACAACGUGCCUAUUCCGGAGUGGCGGCUGCCCCAUGCUAUCGUGGGCGGUGUUGCAUUUACAAUUGGGCUGUUUUGGUUUGGCUGGACAGGCUUCACGGGGAGUAUACACUGGAUGGCACCGACAGCAUCGGGUAUCUUCACCGGCUUCGGUAUCUACUGUAUCUUCUUGCAGUGCUUCAACUACCUCAUCGACUCCUACCUGCAAUUUGCGGCGUCCGUCUUUGCAGCUAAUACGAUCCUCCGAUCUGCAGUUGGCGCAGGCUUCCCCCUCUUCUCACGCCAGAUGCUCCAAAAUCUCGGCGUACAAUGGGCUGGAACGCUAUUAGGCUGUUUGGCUGCAAUCAUGAUCCCCAUUCCGCUGGGCUUCAUGAAGUUUGGGCCUGCGCUGCGUCGGAAAAGUAAAUUUGCACCGGAUCCAUCGGUGUAUACUGAGAAGGGGGAUUAA
Aspergillus puulaauensis is the source of this 1683-nucleotide messenger RNA. RefSeq names its product MFS transporter. Lineage: Eukaryota; Fungi; Ascomycota; Eurotiomycetes; Eurotiales; Aspergillaceae. Gene Ontology annotation, molecular function: transmembrane transporter activity. The transcript is spliced from 4 exons. The record is from RefSeq and is a predicted model, not a curated record. Gene Ontology annotation, biological process: transmembrane transport. Bases 1 to 1683 code for a protein of 560 amino acids.